UGGGGGGGACGCAGCGGCUCAGCCCAGGUCUCCGGUGGUUUAGAUUCUUGCUGAAUGUUUCCCGGUGCAAAAACAGGUCUUCAUGUCUCUGUGAUGGGCAAACAACUCAUGCUCCUGCGGCUGUGCCUGAUGCUUAGUAGCUAUUGAACGGGAUUUUCCAUCGGACAAAUUCAUAGUCCCUUUGGAAGGUCUGGCAGACCUAGUCUCUCUCCACUUGACCCAGCUUGGCUCAUGAACAGCUGAAGCAAUCAGCAGAGAAAAGGGAGGACCGGGAAGUCAGGUCCUGCCACACGGAGCUGCAUCCUCGAUGAGCACCCGGGCUUUGCUCCGUUUCCCUGCAUCACUGAUCAGGAUAUGCUCGGGGACCUGGGGACUCCUUCAGGAGAAGCCAGUGCUGCGCUUCCCAGGAAUGGCUGCCACUUCGGUGCAGGUGGCAGGCAAGAAGGACUGUCCUGCUCUGCUUCCCCUGAAUGAGAGUGAGCUUGAAGAACAGUUUGUGAAAGGCCAUGGUCCAGGGGGCCAGGCCACCAACAAAACCAGCAACUGUGUAGUGCUCAAACACGUGCCCUCCGGCAUUGUGGUCAAGUGCCACCAAACACGAUCUGUGGACCAGAACAGAAAGAUCGCUCGGAAAAUCCUCCAGGAGAAAGUGGAUGUUUUCUACAAUGGCGAAAACAGCCCUGUUCACAAAGAGAAGCUUGAGGCUGAGAGAAGAAAGCGAGAGAGGAAGAAAAGAGCAAAGGAGACGCUGGAGAAGAAGAGGUUGUUGAAAGAAUUAUGGGAAGCCAGUCAGAACACGACCAGCAAAAGGACCGAUGCUGCUGGUGUGCCAGGGGGCUUCCGGGAGUAACGGUGGUAACGCCCGGCACAUGGUGGACGUGGUGGUGUGUACUUGCAGUCUCAGCUCUUGGGGGAGCUAAGGCUAAGGCCUGGCAGAAGCCCUUGUCCCACAAGCCUAAGUUUGAUCCUCAAAAUCCGCGUGAGUGGAGGGUCAGAACUGACUCCACAAAGUUGUCCUCUGACCUCCUCACACACACUGUGACAUGUAUGCCCACACUCAUCACACACAAAAAUAAACGGUUACGAUCAAAACAAUCUGAAAAGGCACUGAUAGUAAUUAAGCUCACUUUUAUGACAAGUUGAGUCAAAUAGCAUUUUGUGGUAUCCUGUCAACUCCGGGGCCACUGCUAGCUGUCUUAAGGUAUCAUUUAUCCUUAGAUUUUGGUAAAAAGAAAAUGACAGUGAACUAAGUUACCUGCUGUGCUGACUUGUUUUAACAGUCAGCUUCACAGACAACCUAGCAUCACCAGGGAACAGUCUUAGUGAGAAAUUAUGAUGUCGUCUGUGGGGACUGACUUUAUUAUUAACUGAAGUUGGAAAAUGCAGCCCAUUGUGGGCAACAUCAUCCCCUACACAGGAAUCCAGAACAAUAUAAGAAAGCUAACUAAGAAAGAGCAAACAAUGCUUUUCUUCUCGACUGAGUGUGACAUAAUACUGCUUGAGUUCCUGCCUUGACCUCAUCCAAAAUGAUGGACUGUAACUUGAAAUAGCAAGCUAAAUAAAUUCCUCUCUUUCAUAA
Onychomys torridus (southern grasshopper mouse) is the source of this 1579-nucleotide messenger RNA. It is a transcript of the gene Mtrfr, whose product is annotated as chromosome 22 C12orf65 homolog. Gene Ontology annotation, molecular function: translation release factor activity. Gene Ontology annotation, cellular component: mitochondrion. The record is from RefSeq and is a predicted model, not a curated record. Gene Ontology annotation, biological process: translational termination. Lineage: Eukaryota; Metazoa; Chordata; Mammalia; Rodentia; Cricetidae. The coding region runs from base 308 to 850 and encodes 180 amino acids. The transcript has 4 exons.